This is a messenger RNA of Rhizophagus irregularis DAOM 181602=DAOM 197198, 5298 nucleotides long. RefSeq lists its product as uncharacterized. Lineage: Eukaryota; Fungi; Glomeromycota; Glomeromycetes; Glomerales; Glomeraceae. The record is from RefSeq and is a predicted model, not a curated record.
UCCGAUUGUUGUUGAAUCGGCUACAAACAUAUCUUUCAUUACUAGAAAGAUGGCGAUUUCAUCGGAUAUUGAAUCUUUGUCUUGUUCAACAUUCACAUUUUCAACCGAACUUCGUAAUCGACUUCAAGGACGUAGUUUAUCUAUUAACCGUGAAUCCAUGAACAUGAAACAAUUAGAAAUAUUAAUUAAUAAUGGAUUUGAAGCGGAAAAAGAACUUUUAAACCCAUUUCAUGACGCAUUAAAUGCGUUAAAAUUACGGGAAAAAAAGGAGAUCGAUCAAUUAAAACAUACAAUUAAAGAAGAUGCGGAAAUUAUUACUCGAAUAGGGUGGAAGAAAUCUUAUAGUAUAUUUGAGACAUACGUUGAUAAUGACAACGCAGCAAAUAAUAAUAUUAGCGAAGAAGAAAUUAAUAGAAUUCAAUCAAAAUAUCCCGAGGUCAAAGAUAUGAUAAAAGAAAUUAAAAUUGAUUCCUCUGCUUGGAUUAAAUUGAAACAAAGAUAUGCAUUAUCAUAUAUUGUCGUAAGAAAUGUUUAUAAAUUAUUAGAUAAACCUGGAAAAAUUUCAGAUGAAAAAAAUAUCGAUAAUGCACUUCAAGAACUGUAUUGUAUGUUCGUUGACAAAGAGACUGAUACGCAUAAAUUAGUUGAAAAAUAUGUGAAGCGAUCACAGCAGGCACUCACUGGUGCGAACACUACAUUCAAUAGAAUUGAACAACAAGCCAAAAUAUUUACUCAGACUAAAAAUGAUUCUGAUUUUGUUCAAGAAUACCUAACCAAACCAUUUUUUGGAAAAAAAAAUAAUUUCAACCAAAAGGUAUUAGAAGUUUUCUUAAACGAAUACCAAAAUUGGAAAAAAGAAAGCUUUCCAAAUACUGUUGAAGAAAUGGUUCCAGAAUUUUCUUUUAACAAAGAGGAAAUGGAGAAAAUAAGGGAAAAAUUUUCUCAAGAGAAAAAAGAUAUUGAGAAUCGUGAAUUUGAAAAAAUACGUAGUAAGUUAGAAAAAAAUUAUAACAAUGGACCUCUACGUGUAAAUGUAUUAGAAAUAAUAAAUGAAGCAGAUGAAGAUAACGUUCGUCUAACUUAUAAGUUAGAAACAAAUCAAUUACAAAUAACUAUUUAUGAAACAUUAUUAAAAGAAUCAGACAUCUUGAAAAUUCAAGAUGAUGAGUUUUAUAUUUCAAGUCCUAUUUUGUCUCCUUCUGGUGUUGAUUUUCUGAUCAAUCCUAUAGUUUAUGAUUUCAGAAAAAUAUCUCAAAUCGGUAUUUGUAAAUUCCUUCUUGUGCUUUACAAUAAAAAAAAGCAACAAAUUGAAAUAUACUUUGAUACCGCUCAAAAGUUAGCACAAGGAUUUAAAGAAUCUUCAAUUAAACCGUUUAAAAUAUGGAAGUCCGAUAAAAAUUUUCUUAUGGCAAUUAAUGAGCCUAAAGAAUUAAUUGCUAUAUUUGACACAAGAAAUGUAGUGCUAAGUGUGUUUGCUUUUAUUGAUGAUAAAACGAAUUUAUAUGCACGAGAUCCAGAAAUACCGUUAUUACAACGUUAUAGUGGUACCACUCCGAACAUUCAGCAUUUCUUGUUCAUUAAAGAUACUGAAGAAAUUUGUUUCGUUGAGAAAGGUGGACAAGCACGGAUUUUCAACCUUGUAAAUAAAAAAUUUCGACCAACAGUUUGUAAUCUUCCACCAAAUACAUCAAAUGUUUUAAGUUCUCCGGACGGCUCCUGCAUUGUAGCUUUCGCAAAAAAAACUACAAUUGAUGAUGAUCGGGAAAUAUGCCGAGCAUAUGUUUAUUUUUGUACAAAUUUUGGAAAUUCCUCUAUUAAUAAAGUCGUCAAAUUGCCCCCAACUAUUCAAUCAUUAGAAUUCCUACAAUUUAUUUGUGUAAACAAGCAACAAACUCAUUUAAUGUCAUUUAAUUUAAAAAAAGGAUGUUUAGUUUCGGCAAUUGUUAAGAUCACUCUCGAAAAAACUCAAUAUAGAUUUCAAGAACGAAUGCAAAGAGUAGUACGGGUAAAAUUAGCAAAUCCUUUUUACAAUUAUGCUUUAAUUGAAGGAAAAUAUACCCAAUUUGAGAAAUAUAUUCAAAAUGGUCAAAAAAUUGAGAUAAUGGGAGAAAAAUUCAAUAUAAUCAAAGUAAUUUCUGACACCGAAUUAAAAGUUGCUGGGAAUUUUAAGUCGACAAGUCGGUUUGAUGGAUGGAUGGAAUUUCAAAUUGAACCUAUUGAACCAAAAACGAAACUUAAUAAUCUUAUCGAUGUUUAUAAAUUGAUGUUUGAAAAAUACCCCAUUGAAAAUUGGAUUGAUUCUGAACAAAACAAUCCUCUUAAUCUAAAAAUAGUUCUUGAUAUUGAUGAUGAUGAUAUCGAAGAAUACGGCGAGAAAUUUGAAUAUUAUAUAUACGAGAAUUUAAGAUAUUCUACAAAAAAACUUGCGACAAUAUUAAAGAAAUUUUCCGUAUCAUUUACUAAGUUCCAAGAACUUGUUGAAAAUGUGAAAUUUUUGAAAAUAUGUUCGUCAGAUCAUUCACCAGAAUAUAAAUUAGAUGAAUGGAUGAUUAAACUUUGUUGUUUAAUCCCUAUAAAGAUUGCAGUGACAAGAAAUAAUUUGUUUCAACCUCUUAAUGAUGAAAUGAAUGAAGUCGAUUGGGUUGAAUCUGAUAAUGGAUAUGGUCAUUAUGUAAAUAGUAUAGCAAAGAAUAUAUCUUUUGGAUUGUACGAAGGAAUUUUAAAGCAUUUUAGCGAUAAAAAAGUAAAAGUUAUUUCUAGUGUUGGUGAACAAUCAUGUGAAAAACUAAAUCAUCUUGUCGGAACUUCAUUUAACGAGUCAGCAAUGCGUUGUACUGAAGGUGUAUGGAUGUCAUUAGUGAAUACGAAGGAGUAUAUUUAUGUCACACUUAACUUUGAAAAUUUUAAACAUCAGGAGAUAAGUCCACAAGAAGAUUUACUUUUAACGAUGUUUAAUACAGCCGUAUCAAAUCUUAUUCUCUUUAAGAAUCAAUCAAGAGAUAUGUUGUCAAUGGCUAAAAAAUUUCAAGAUGGUGCAAGAUUAUUUGAGACAGAUUCAGAAAUCCUUCAGGCAAAACUUUGUAUUAUUUUAAAAGAUGUUUCUAAAGCCGACGAGGAAGUUAUUGUUAAAGAAUUUAGAUCAAAAAUAUCUCAAUUAGUUUCGGAGGAAGGAAAAGACAACUUUAUUUCAAGAAUGUACAAAGGAAGAAUAGACAUCGUUUCUUGGCCAAAGUUUGAUGAUGCUGGAUGGUCUAAGACCUUAUCCAAUAUUAGUAAAAAGUUAGUUAGACAAGAAGCCAUACAUGAGGAUGCUAAUAAUUUCUUACAAAAUAUAAAAAUAAUCAUGGCUAAGUUAAAGAUAUGUGACUGGACUUCAUUAGAAAAAACGUUCAUACAAAUUCGUGUUGCAACAUUAACAAGGUUACUUCCAACCGCUGUUUCCUAUGGUUUAGAGCAGGAAGAUCCUAUUAUUGAACACCUUGUGAAUCGUGAUUCUGGAGAACCAAUUGAUGAUCAAAUAGUCAUCUUAUCUGAUAUUUUAAGUGGCUACGAAGGAUCUACCAAAAUAUUACCAGAUUCUGAGAUCCAACUAUACGACGAACAUGAGUCUUUUGAACGACUUUCUAAAGAUUUAAGAAAGUAUUUUGAAUACAUUGUACAAUCACGAAAAGAAUCAUCGAACGAUAAAGAAUGGUUUGCUAACUUUGAUAAAUUCUUUAAAUAUAUUAUUGAACGUCGUACUUCACGUGUUCAAAAUUGGUAUAUGCAAAAUAUUGCUAAAUUUCCACAAGAUAAUAGUGAUGUUGUUAAUGGAAAGUAUGCGAUGGAGCAAGAAUUAAGCAAGCUCACACUCCUAUGGACCUUGUGUGGAUUAAUAUGUCAUCAAUGUGGUUUGAAAUGUGUCAAAAAUCGGGAUCACCAAGAAGAUCAUGACUGUUUAACCGAUCACAAAUGUCAUUUUUUUUGUCACUUUACUGAAGCCCAUAACGACAAUUUAAUCCCGAAAUGCAGUCACAAAGCUGAUCACGAAGGAAAACAUGCUUGUGAUAAAAUAAGCCAUUUAUGUGGUAAACCAUGUAGUCUUAAUGACAAGCGUAAUUGUCAAAAAGUUUGUUCAAAGGAAAUUGGACAUGAUGACAGGGAACAUUUAUGUCAAUCAACAAUUCAUUAUUGUGGAGAAGAUUGUUCAUUGUCGACAUAUACUGAGAAAGGAGAUUAUAAUUGCCCAAAUAAAUGUGUUAAACCAAGUGAAGAGCCUCAUGAAUCACACAGUUGCGAAAAUAAGACUUGCCCAAUUCAAUGUCCAAUUCCGAAUUGCCAGAAAAAAUGUAAAAGUAACAAACAUUUUCAUUCCUAUGAUGAUUUAGAAGUUAGUCAUUUUUGCGGAAAUGAACAUCCGUGCCAAGAAAAUUGCGAGGAAGAUGGUAUAUGUAACAUAGUAACUGAACCAAAGCGACAAAUAGCAUUUACAAAAUGCAUUCAGAAGGAAGAAAAAUUAAGAUGCAAUAAAAAAAUUCCUCCAUAUGAAUUUGAACAUACAGGAAAACACACGCAUCAAGAUAACGGGUUUCAUUAUUGCGAUAAGAAAUGUCCAUUCUGUGAAUAUUACUGUACAUUACCUUAUGGUCAUACACAAAGUCAUGACACGAAACAUGGAAAUAUGAUCAUUGAUGAUGAUAAUGAGUUUGAAUAUACGAGACGUAAAUUGAAAGAUCAACGAUUUAUUCUUUGCAAUUUGCGUUGUAAAGAUUUAGGCAGACAUCGCCAUACUGAUUAUUGUAGGAAUGAAGAAAGUAAAAAUGAAGAAAGUUGUCAAUCAGGAAAUCAAAGACAUGAUAUAAAACACGUUGAUGAGCAAAUUAACCUUGAUAAACCGAAAGAUUUCAUCUCUCACAAAGCUUUAUGGGAACGAACAGGCUUCAAAGAUCCUUAUUCUGUUCAAGAACGAGAAGAGUUUACAAAGUGCUUCUAUGUAUGCUCCAAUGAAAUGCAUCAAGGAGCAAAUAAUCCAUCAUAUUGUGAAUUGCCACUUUUUCACGCUCCUCUUGAUCAAAAUGACGACGGACAUCGGUUUAAUUGUGAACAUCCAGAAUAAUUAAAUAGUUUAUUCGAAUUUUGUCACGUAAUAUUUUUAUAGAUAGUUGAUGAUUACAUGAUUACAUGCAGUAUAUAGUAUAUAUUCUUUUUCUUUUCUUUUUUCUCUUUAUCAGUGGACGAUUGUUCUAGUGUCUAUAUAUAAGUUCAUAAAAAUAGGCAUUAAAGAAUUAUUUAAUUUUCUAAUAAAGACGUUGGAAUUAG